This is a messenger RNA of Colletotrichum navitas, 870 nucleotides long. RefSeq lists its product as uncharacterized. The coding region runs from base 155 to 631 and encodes 158 amino acids. The record is from RefSeq and is a predicted model, not a curated record. The transcript has 2 exons. Lineage: Eukaryota; Fungi; Ascomycota; Sordariomycetes; Glomerellales; Glomerellaceae.
UGGCAGAAAUACACACAGAGGGAAGGAGAGAGAAACAACUCUUCCAAACGCCCAUCCGUCUCAUCUUCCAAGGUCCCCAUUGCUCUGGCUCUUACUUACAAGCACUUAUCUACAUUAAGGUACAGCUGCAAGGCGGUCUCUCUUUCAAUCUCGCAUGCACACAAUAAUAGACAGGCACUUAUACACAUGCGUAUGCUCCAGUCUCGCAGAGGUUGGUCUUUGUCUGCUUUGGCUAUUGUUAGUGAAAACUUCCCCUUUUCACCGGGAAGGGUACACCUUGAACCUCCCAACCCCCAACCCCCCCUUCGUUUUUUAUAUCUUUCUCUCCACUCUUCUACAGGAAGGCAACUCAUGGACCCAAAGACACCGAGACUUCCCUCAUUCAAGAUCUAGCCCCCAAUCACCGCAUCGGCGCCGCCACGAAGACCAUGACGAAGCUCUGGAUAGCGCGGGGCGGGCCGUUCUCACGACUUCGCCAAGCCUUCUCUACUCUAAGGAACAGGCGCGGUGGUUAUCUCUCCCCGUGAGCUGGCACGAUCCCGGCCUUCAGAGAGCCGCAUCGAAUCAUCCAUCCCCAUCCCCAUUCACCAGUCAACUCGGCCAAGGGAAGAGCUGCCAACAGACUCCAUGAAGCCACCGGCAAUACGUCAAGCCCGUUGCUGUCGGGACGGUAUCACCAAAGCGGCCGUCCGGCGAAACCCCCAAACCAAUGAAGGGCGUCACCGUCUGAGCUGAACUACUACCGGAAAGCCCGUCUCCAGCUUCAGAACAGGAUCCGUCAGAUGCCCAGGCCACGUAUCACACCACAUUCGCCCAACGCGCAGAGAGAGAGAGAGAGAGAGAGAUAGAGGGAGAGAGAAGAACAAAUAG